CGAUGGUGGCGGGCGGAGCUGGGGCGGCGAUGGCGGGCGGCCAGGCCGGGGCGGCGCGGUCCCGAUCGCUUUUCCUGUGGGAUGACGGUCGUCCUAUGCGGUUCUACCUGCGGCCCGGCCUAGCCAAGCUGCGCGUGGCGCCACUAGUGCUGGCGGGCGGCGGGCGGCUGUGCCGGGUGCAGGAGCCGGGGGCCGUGCUCCUGGCGCAGCCCGGCGAGGCGGCUCCCGGCGGGGCCGUCUCAACCGAGUACGUGACAGAGUGCGUGGAGCGCAACCAGCGACUGCCGCUGGAGCCCUUCCUGCUGGCCGCCCGCGGCCGCCUGGCCUUCACGGAGGCAGAGGAUGCGGCGCUGCUCCGGGCGGUGCGCGGCCAGGGCACGGUGCGGGAGAGCGGGCGUGCGCUGUGGAUAGAGCUGGAGCGGAGCGGCCUGACGCGGCACAGCUGGCAGGCCAUGCGUGACCGCUACCUGCGGCACCUGCGGCCGCGGCUCUGCGAGCCCCCGCAGACGGAGGAUCCCACGCAGAUCAAGGGUCUGUUCGCGGCAGCUAAUCGGGAGUUUGAAAGCACGGAGUCAGAAAGUGACUCUUCAGACGUUGCAGAACUUUCUACACAAGAUGGAGUGGGAAGGUCCCCUGGAGAAACAGCAUCUGAUCUGAAAACUGGGCCAGAAGACUCUGCUUUCCCUGGCAUUAAAUUACAAAGUCAAGAAAGACCAAAAAGGACUUGUUCUUCUUCCAAUGUGGUAGGACAAGUAGUAAAAACUAUGGAGCACUUCAUGGAGAAGUUUGCUGUGGACCUGUUCACUGUUACACAGGCCUUUCUGAAAAACAGCGGUGACGUGGAGGCUACUUCAUACUUUCUGCAGACAGGGCAGCGCUUGGAUGGGUACCCUGUAUGGAGCAGAGAGGAUGAUUUAGAAUUGCAAAAGGAUGAUGAACAUGUCAGAAAUAAAUUGAUAGCAAAAUUUGGAGCUGAAAAUGUAGCAAAGCGGAUAGUAUUUAGGGAGAGUUAGCAAGAGGACAUGACUGAUCUAGUAGGUUGCAUGAAGUUAACAGUAGUUUCAGAAAUGCAGUGGAAAAUUUGAUCAAAGUUCUGAAGUUUCAGAAAUGCUUUAAAGUAAUUUUUUUUUAAUUAAAAGGCCUAUUUUGCAUCUCUACAGGUCUAAGAGGUGCAGCUGCUUUCAUCCAAGCAAAGUAACACUUGUACCAGGCCGUAUAUUCUAGCUGGGAAAAGUACACCAGCUUUCAGGGCUGUGAGUAAUAGCUGAAGUAGGAAAUAAAAAUUAAGAAAGAAUAAUCAGAAGCUAUGUAUCUAUCACCUAAGUUGUGUUUGAGAGAGAACACCAUUGCUAGGAUACAGUCACAAUCUGAAAAACUUGGUACUUCUAGCCUGAAACUGUGCACUGGUCACUUAUUUUAAUAUUAUUUGAAGUAAAUCCUAAAAAUCUGGAAUUCAUUCUUUUGAUGAAAUAAAAUGGGCUGGUAAAGGCAAAGAUUUUUUUUUUUUCUCUAAGGAGUUAACAUUUUGGGUUUUUAGUUUAUGGCCCUGUGGCACUCAGAAAAUUAAGGUGAAUUGGAAAUGGUUGAUUUUAAGCCAAAUUAAAAUUACACUGAAAAUAAAUAAGGAGAUAAUGAGACUGCUGUUUCAGGAAGCCACUGCAACACCUACUCAUUAUUCAAGGAGCUAAGCAAUGUAACCACAUAAAUGCUGAAACAGCACUAUCCUGUGUUUCACUGGACUGAAAAAGUGAGAAUUAGUUGGCACAGUCAUGCUAUUCAGAGUAGACUUUGAACAGUUAUUCAAGAUUCGUGUGGAAGCCAGACAAGCACUUAAUGAGAGAAUGCAAGACAACACAGUAAAUAAAGUAGUAAGAUUUUUUUUUAAAUUAGAAAUGUUACCAGCUCAAUUUGAAAUCCAAGUAUUGCUGAUAACCAGGUUCAUGAACAGGUGACCUGUCACCUCUUGCAGCCGAAAACUCCCAUUCUAGCUUGGGCAGUGUACACAUCUCAGCAGUACCAUAGUGUUGCAAUGGUCUUGUUCAACAAAACUGCUCUAGAAUUCAAAGUGAGGGGUGGAACAUAUUAAGUAGCUGCAAUAUAACAUGGUCAAAUUUACUAUAUCCUUUUAUAAUUCUAAGUGACGCUUAUUUUAAGAGUGGGUUUGUCUUAUUGGGGCAGUUAGUCUAACGUUCAGUGCAGACUUCUGAGUCCACAUACAGUGGUUUUUUACCUUUGCAGAGCUGUAUGGACACACUGUCUGACGCUGAGAAUCUUUCCAUACGCACUUGGUGCGCUCAGUAGGUAUAGGAACUAAGACACAAAGACCACAGUUUACUCAAAGUUGCCCUCUUUCAUCUCUCAUGAACUCCUGAAAGGUACUGCUUAUCCAUAGAUUCACUUGCCUUGUGCAGGCACAUGGGUCUAGGUCUCUUUCACCAGGUUAAAACCUGGAGGAGCCAGAGACGACACCAUAUCAUAUGGUUCUACUUCUGGUUCUGCCUUUCCCCAUGAAAAAAAUCCUUGUCUUCUGUGCUUUGUCUUACCUACAACACAGUUACGCUCCUUUCAACAUGCUGGAGACAGUUUGGUUUUCGAUGUUCAUAUGAGGUCCCUGUGCUAUCACAAAAGGUCAGGAAGGUUCUUUUUGUAGCUCAAAGAAAUUUCUUAUUGCCUGGAGCAGCAAUAUUUGUAUACCUGGAAAAGUAAGCAAAGUGGCAAUGCACAUACAAGGACUUUGAGUUAAUUCCACAGCCAGAAAUUCUGGGUCUGCAAACUAUUACCUGGAAUUUGGGUAUUUCCUAUUUGCUUCCUUUCAGAGUUAGCCAGCAUUCAUCAAAAUCAAUUAAUUUCUGCCCUUUCAUAGCUAGAGUUACCAGUGAAAAACUGAUUGUAUGCACCAGUUGGAAGAGCAACAGACAGGAAUACCACAGAGUCAGCUUUUAAAUGUCCUUUUGGCUGGAGACUUCUCCAUCUUACAUUUCAUUGGUACAAAACCAGAGUUUACUCUUCUAAACUUGUACAAUGUAAACUUAAUGUUUGUUUCUAAACAGACUUCUGUUAUCUUUAUUGCGUAUGCCAAAGGAUGUAGUCACAGUUUUACACGUCGUCAGCAGCAUCUUGAGAUUUUCAGGGAUUUUGUUGGGUUUUCCUUUUCCUCCUCCGAAAAGUAUUUUAAGUCAUCUUUGCUCGCAUUAAGACAACUUGAAAUUUUCAUGUGACCAGACUGGUAGCAGACUUCACUGUUCCCAGAAAAAAAAAAUCUUACAAAUUGUUGCAUUGAGGAAACAUACCUAAAGCCCUGUAAUAAAGAUAUACUGAAAUCA
Messenger RNA from Corvus hawaiiensis (hawaiian crow), 3323 nucleotides. It is a transcript of the gene TERF2IP, whose product is annotated as TERF2 interacting protein. The record is from RefSeq and is a predicted model, not a curated record. The transcript has 3 exons. The coding region runs from base 3 to 1013 and encodes 336 amino acids. Gene Ontology annotation, biological process: telomere maintenance via telomere lengthening; regulation of DNA-templated transcription. NCBI's taxonomy places the organism in Eukaryota, Metazoa, Chordata, Aves, Passeriformes, Corvidae. Gene Ontology annotation, cellular component: shelterin complex. Gene Ontology annotation, molecular function: telomeric repeat DNA binding.